CGAAAUCUGGGCGUAAAAUGAAAGGGAGGGACUACUCUAACUCCUCUAAGGGAGACCGUUCCAUCGAAUUGAUUAGUCCGUAAGAGCUACCGGUAAUAAACCUGCCUGCAGCAUGUGCGAGGGACCGAUUGACCGAUCGGCCACCAUGUUCAGCGACCAAACGAACGCCGACCCUCCUUUUCCGCCUAGUAUCGUACUGCACAAUUAGCCCCAACUGUCCGCCAUGGUUCCUGAACUUCAUGAUCGUGAAUGACUUAUUAUGAGAUUCUCGCGAGUGUGAUCUGAUUCUUCUUGCUGUUUCUCGCCGUGGAGGGUCCCCGACUGUGCCACCGAAAUCUCACAGCAUCAUUACCAACCCAUCAUGGUCGUGCCGCGCCCGAUCCGGCUCCUGACGUUAAUAUCCGCUUUCCUCUUCCUCUGGCUGGUGUACCAGAUCUUCAAAAGCGAUCUUCCACAUGGUUCCCCCCCCAAGGAAGAGAAGAUAACGAACUGGGUGAAAGACCCCAAUCUGGACCCAACUGACGAGCCACCGGAACCGCUACGAAGAGUCAUAGGCAACAACUAUGCGCCGAAUAACCCCGACUCCUCCCGCGUCAACGCGACCCUGAUGGCGCUGGUGCGGAACAACGAGAUCGACGCGAUGCUGCAGAGCAUGAGGGAUCUGGAACGGACGUGGAACUCCAAGUUCAACUACCCCUGGCUAUUUCUCAAUGACGAGCCGUUCACAGACGAGUUCAAGGAGAAGACGAGUGCGGCAACGAGGGCGGAGGUGCGAUAUGAACUCGUCCCCAAAGAGCACUGGGACAUGCCCAGCUGGAUCAACCGUGACCUCUACGACGAAUCCGUCGAGGUGCUCAAAGCGCAAGGCGUGCAAUACAUGGACCGCUUCUCCUACCAUCAAAUGUGUCGUUGGAACAGUGGCUUCUUCUACAAGCACCCAGCGCUCCUCAGCACGAAGUACUACUGGCGCGUGGAGCCCAAUGUGCGCUUCUUCUGCGACGUCGACUACGAUGUCUUCGGCUGGAUGCAGGACCACAACAAGACAUACGGCUACACGAUCAACCUGUACGACAGCCCGGAGAGCGUGGCGGGGCUGUGGCCAGCGACGGAGAAGUUCCUGGCGGUCCACAAGGAGCAUCUGCAUCCGAACAAUGCCAUCCAGUGGCUGACGGACAAGGAGGGGCGGCCGGAGAACUUCGAGAAGGCGCAUGGAUAUUCGACGUGUCAUUUUUGGUCGAACUUUGAGAUCGGCGAUAUGGAUUUCUGGCGGAGCGAGGCGUAUGAGAAGUAUUUCAACCAUCUAGAUCGCGCGGGCGGGUUCUGGUAUGAGCGGUGGGGGGACGCGCCGGUGCAUUCGAUCGCGCUGGGGCUGUUUGAAGAUAAGAGCAAGAUUCAUUGGUUCCGGGAUAUCGGAUAUCAACAUGUCCCGUUCCUCCACUGCCCCAACUCAUCCAAGUGCCGAGGGUGCGAGACGGGCAAGUUCACGGACGGCGAGUCGUUCCUCCAGAAGGAAGAUUGCCGGGCGGUAUAUUUCAAACAUGUGGGCAUGCAUUGAGCGGUUCGGUUUCUCGAACGCAGCGCUUGAUUUAGUGAAGAUGGAACGGAGGUUUCGGCAGGAGAUGGGUUAUUGAUUGACGGGUGGGUUUAUUACAUACACGACUUCAGUUGGGAUACCAUUCAUGGUCUGGCGAAAUGGCGCGGGUGCAACUCCAUGUACAGAUUGGUGGCAUUUGGAAUGGCGAGGGGUGCUUUCAUCCAUGUAACCCUAGGUUGAUCAAUCAGUAAAAGUCAUUUCAGCGGAUCCCUUGGGAUAGGGACGAGCGACAUCAUCUUCAUCACAAUCAAGACUCAAGACAGCAG
This is a messenger RNA of Eremomyces bilateralis CBS 781.70, 1860 nucleotides long. Its product is annotated as glycolipid 2-alpha-mannosyltransferase. Gene Ontology annotation, cellular component: membrane; Golgi apparatus. The record is from RefSeq and is a predicted model, not a curated record. Gene Ontology annotation, biological process: protein O-linked glycosylation; cell wall mannoprotein biosynthetic process; protein N-linked glycosylation. The transcript has 4 exons. The coding region runs from base 362 to 1555 and encodes 397 amino acids. Gene Ontology annotation, molecular function: alpha-1,2-mannosyltransferase activity. Lineage: Eukaryota; Fungi; Ascomycota; Dothideomycetes; Eremomycetales; Eremomycetaceae.